GCACAAGAACGAGACCUCCAACACCUAUGAUAAGAAGCUGCGCGACCUCCUCAAGGCUGAUCUUCCCCCUGCCGUGGCAACCGCGAUCCAGACGGAGCUGCAGCAGGCGAAGAAGCCGCCGCCCACGGACGCUUGGGAGGCGGCGCGGAAGGCCAAGCAGGAGCUACGCAAGACCGAGCAGGCCACUCAGAAGGCGGCGAUGGGAGUGCUUCGGGCCCGCGCCGACCUCGAGACGGCCUCAGAAGUGCACGCAUCCAAGGUGGAGCAGCAGGCGAUGGCGGAGCUCGCCUACCAGAAGGCGCUCUCCACGCUACAGACGGAGCAGGCACGCGAUGCACCUCAGCGGAACAAGCUCAUCAUCGACUGCGACAUUUUCGAGAUCGCAGACCCUGCGGACAUGGACGAGAACGAGCGCAAGACUUUCAUGGAGUACAAGAAGGAGUUCGACACCGCCAGGCCACAGCUCGAGUCGGCGGUGCAGAAGCUCCAGAACCUCAUGGAGCCCAUCAAGCGCUUCGACCAGGAGCGCGUCGCCAAGAGGAGGCGCCAGGAGGGAGGCGAUGAGGAGCCAUCGGUCGAGGCAGGCCGUGGCGGCGGCGCUGGCGCCCCACCUGCCAUGCCUGCGACCCCAGGGGCUGCUACCGCCCCAGCGCUCGUGCCCCCUCAGCCCCCGCUGGACGGCGAGCGGCUCAAGUCGCUCUCCGAAGACUCGCUGCGCCAGGCUGCCGAGACCUCCAAGACCAAGGCCCAGCUGUUCUUCUCGAACAUCACUGAAUGGGGCCCUCAGGCUGAGCGGUGGGUGGCGUCCACUGGCAAGCGCUAUCAGCUACUGGCCUUGGUCGAGACACAUAUCUCGCAGGCCAAACAGCAGCAUGAGUUUCUUAAGAUCGACAAGGAUGAUUGGAGAUCCUCCAAAUGCUAUGCAAUGCCGGCGGGUCGACCUGCAGAGGGCACGACGGGCGGAGAGAUGGUUCUGGCUCGCAAGUCGGUGGCUGCUUCCACCUUCGACGCUAUGAGACACCAGAGCCGCCAGUUGUAUGCAGUUGAUCCGUGUCAUGGUUUCGCCCCGAUGACGUGGCAUCGCAAGACAGGCAAUUUGGUCGUGAUAGCCUUUUAUAUCGAACCGCACCACUCGAUUACGGGCCCAGUUCAUGAGCGGAUGGUUGCACUCACCGCUUUCUUGGACAUGCUGGCGGACCCUUGGUUUGUCUUAGCAGAUUGGAAUAUGUCGCCGUGUCAACUGGCUGACAGCGGCUACCCUGAGGAGUGGGGUGGCUCCAUUCUGAUGGCCCCUGGUUCUGCAACGUGUGAUAAAGGCUCGGGCUCGACCAUUGACUACGCGGUGGUGAAGCGCGGCUGGGAGAUGUCUGCGGUCAUUCGCCAGAUGCACGAUGUACCGUGGGGAACGCACUGCGGCCUGGAGGUCUGCGCGGGCGAGUCUCAGGCCUGGCGAUUUCGUGCUCUGGCACUCCCUGCUGAUUUGCCUUGCCCCCCCAGGCCGCAGAUACAGGCGGACCCCAACAGUAAGACAUCAUUGAGGAAGAAGGCAGCGCUAGACAAGAGGCGCAACCAGUUGCCGGACACGCUGCAGGAGGUGUUCGAUGAGCUCACCCAGUCACAGGAGGAUGCAGCAGCGCCUCCAGUCUUGGUUGCAGCGGAUGUUGACUAUGUGGACGGAGUCGAUUUUGCCAUUCCUCUGGAUCUCUGGAGGCGGCAUCAGGACGACAUGAGGAGCACGCUGAGCACUCCCGACGAGAAUGGCACGCUGGGCACCUACGACACGCAGGGGCCCCCAGAGAAGGCAGGCUCGCAGCACCCGCCAGGGAAGACUCGCCUACUGGAGGGGGGCCAAUUUGUCUAUUGUGAGACGGUCGAGGAGAUAGAUGGCAUGCCAUUAAGGGGGGCGGGGGCCCCAAGAGCCCAUGCGGGUGGCCACGGGCCUCAAAUCGUGGGAGCGCGCUCGCCCCCCUCGGAGCUGCUCGACAACGUCGGGACUGGCGCGGAUGGAGUUGUUACAGAUACCGCCAUACACGCGACGGGCCCCUCGAGAGACAAGUGGAGCACUCUCGACGUGAAUGACGCGCUGAACACCUACGACACGGCUGGGCCCCCAGAGAAGGCGACCACGCUUGUGUCGACCCACUAUGCCAAGUGGAUGUCGACCUUCGAGGCAACGGUGUUGAAUCAUCAUGCGGUUCCUGUAGCGAAGCAAGCCGCCUACUCUGGUAGAGCAAAUGGGGUUCACUUCCAAUGGAAGAAGACUGCGGCUUGCCCUGGACGUACUCAUAUAAAGCACGAGCCUGCAGACUGGUGGGCUAUUACCUUGACAUUGGUUAAGAAGAUUAUCGCGCUGUGCAAGCAUCAGAAGCAUGAGAACUUCGUAAGGUCCAACCUCACCCUAUUGCAGCUGAGGGUCACGGACUUCCACGGGAAGAGAGACUUACUGCUGCCGAAGGUCGAGGAGGAUGAGGUAUUCAGAUGGUCUGAGCUGGUACGCACCAUCACGAUCCUGGAUGACGAGGAACGAUCUGAACUCAUAUGCCGCACUGAGACUUGGUCAGGCCGCGCUGCCGCUCAUGCCGCGUACCAGUCCAAGAAGAAGUACUCGGGUUGGCUCGCCGACAUGUGGAAGGCGAAGCCUGGAGUCCUGCAUCGACAAGUCAAGCCGCAGGAGCAACAGCGGCUCGAGAUCUACAUCAGUGGCACGACGGUUUCCAACCCGACCCUGAUCAUGGAUGCGAAGCGGCAGGAGUGGGAGAAGGUUUGGACACCUCGCGAGACCAAGCAGCAGAUUCUGGAUGCUCUGGAUAAGGCUCGUCGUCAGACUAGGGAGGAGCCCCCUGAUGCCAUCCAACUGGAGCAGCUGAAGCGCACCCUGUCUAUCAUGCCAGGCUCCAAGGCGAAGGGUGUGGACAUGAUUGGGCCACGGGAUAUGCUGCGCCUACCUGAG
Molecule: messenger RNA, 2950 nt
Organism: Prorocentrum cordatum
Lineage: Eukaryota; Dinophyceae; Prorocentrales; Prorocentraceae
Source: the annotation of a GenBank genome assembly